AUGCUGUGCCCGGCGCAGGAAGCGGAGGUGAUGCCGUGCCCGGAGAGCGGGCGACGGUCCCCGCCGGGGCGGCUCGCCCGGCUGGAGGAGGACUUCCUCUACAACCUGCGCCUGUUGGAGGAACAAGGCCGCCAGCUGCGGCACCUCGAGGCCGCCCUGGCCGGGGCCCGCGGGGCGGAGGAGGCCCGGCGGGCCGAGGCCAGCGAGCUGAAGAUCCAAGUGGCCAAACUACGGCAAGCCCUGGCCGAGGAGGCCGGGAGGCGGCGGGACCUGCGGGAUGACUACCGGCAGCGGCUGAGGGAACAUCGGCUCGAACUGGACAGAGUGCACGGCCGGCAGAGCGGUGAGAUCGAUCACCACGUGGAGCAGUAUGAAAGGCUGAAAAGGGAGUUGGAGAGAAAAGUCCAAGAGCUGGAUGGAGAACUUGCUUUGCAGAAGCAGGAGCUGCUGGCCCAGUUUGAAUCCGAGCUGAAAAAGAGGGAGCACGAGUUCCGGCUGAAGGCCGACCACGUGAGCAACGUCGUCCUCAACCACCAGCUAAAGGUAAAACUGCUGAGCAAGGAGCUGGAGGCCGCGAGAGAGGCGGGGAGCAAGGCGGAAGAAUCGCUCCGCCAGGCCGAAGCGACGAAUUUGGAACUGGAGAAAGAGGUCAAGGGCAAAGACUGGGAAAUGAAGACGCUCGCGGCUGUGAAAGAUGCUCGGAUAAAGCACUUAGAGGGGAAGCUCCACUCUGUAGAGCUGACCAAGAAAAAGGAGGAAGAAAGAUUUCAAAGAAAGCGCGAGGAGCUGGUUUGCUUUUCCCGGGAGAAGGAGGCGGCCCUCUCCGAGCGCGUGCGGGAGCUGGAAGCCGAGGUCCAGCGGCUGCAGGCGCGGGGCGAGAGCCGGGAGACGGAGCAGCUUCGGGCCCGGAGGAGGCAGGCCGACGUCCUGAGCCGGAAGGACGCCGCCAUCGCCAAACUCCGGGAAGAGGUGGCAGCCGUGAAAUCCGGCUGGGAUGCUCAGAUUGAUCAGAUCUCCAAGGAGAUCGUUUCCAAGGAUCUGCGGGUGCAGGGAUUGCAGGAAGAGGAGGUGAAACUCAAGGCUCACCUCAUCACACUCCAGCAGGAUAUUGACAGGUACAAGCGGGAAUUGUCUGUGGCGUUGGAGCGGGAACGGGGCCUUGAACGGGCCAAAAUCCAGGCCGAACUGGAUUGGCAGCGUCGUUGUGAGACUAUGGAGAGGACGCAAUAUCAGGAAUCGGAGGAAUUAAUUCAGGCCUUGACCGCGGCGCGCGACCGGGUGCCGGACCCCCGCGCGUCUCCCGGUCCUCCUCCCUCCGCGGAGGUCCAGCGCCUCAGAGAGCAGAACGUCUCCCUCCGGAACGUCGUCGCACGCAUGCGGGAGCACAUGGAGGCCCUGAGCGUCUCCCAGCCCUCCGCCCUCGCCGCCGGGGACCGGACCGUCCGCCUGCCGCCCGCUCCGGGGGAGAAAGAGGCUGCCACGCAGACGGACGCAGCGUCGACCGAACUGGCUGCCGAGAAGCUUCCCGCCGGAGACGCUUGCUUGGACUCCCCGCCGACCCAACUGCGACACAAGGCCUGCCGGCGACCGGGCCUGCGCGGGAAGCUGAAGGAAGCCGCCCGGAAGAUCUGCAGCCUGAGCCGGGAGAAGCAGCAGCUCAUCGACAUGGGCAACCGGCUCCGGGCCGAGCUGGCCGCCCAGGCGGGGUCUCCCACCGGAGCGCCCCGGCUUCCACCCCACGCAGCCUUGGGGACCCCCAAACCGAGCGGGCCGGCGACCGCGAGGCCUUCUCCCGCCGGCUCAGACCCCCGACUCGCCACCCAGGCGCGACCUUCCUCCUCCACGGCACUCUGUGGUUCGACGCUGCCGCCUCCGCCGGGAAUCCCGGCCCCAGAGCCAGACCGGACCCCCUCAUCCGGAGCGAGCGGUUCCUUCCGGGACGUGUGGCGGCCUUUGGAGCUGGGAUCGGAUCCUUCGCCUUUCACGUCGCAGGAGGACGGAGGCCCAGGAGAGACCCCUCCGCCUCAGACGAUCAGCCGCGGUACCCGGGAACGGCGGCAGGACCCGGCCCGGUCCCCGUCGGCCUUCGCCAUCGAAGCCACGAGGGUGGAGGUCCGGCCUAGGCCGGAGGCCCCAAGACCCCCGCCUCAGCCUCGUCCCAAAAAGGCCCAGAGCUCCCGGAGGAUUCCCAGGAUCCGUAACUACAACGUGAAAGACUGAUCGGCCGGGGGGACGGGGGGACGGGGUCGCGGCAGAUGGGAUCGCCGGAAGGCGAGCGAUCCGAGGCCGGGCGGCCAUACCGGCGCUGCCCGUGGAGUUAAUUACAGUUAACUAGCUUCCCGCCAGCUCCCGGCUAUUUAUCGGGUCCGGGGAGGAAACGGCAGGGUCCGAGCGGCGACCCGAACCCCAGAGGAAAAGUCCGCCGAUCCCAACCGACUCCCCGGGACCAAAUCCCGGCACGCUGAACCGGGAAACCGCGGCCUUCCACCCUCCGGCUCCCACUCCCGAAAACUCCACGUACCGUGGCCUGGCGGG
Molecule: messenger RNA, 2535 nt
Organism: Tachyglossus aculeatus (Australian echidna)
Lineage: Eukaryota; Metazoa; Chordata; Mammalia; Monotremata; Tachyglossidae
Gene: CCDC57
Product: coiled-coil domain containing 57
Exons: 14
Coding region: 1-2220 (739 amino acids)
Source: RefSeq, a predicted model, not a curated record